GUGGACUCCUGCCUCUCACACUCAACUUAAUCCCUCCCCGGUUUUCCGAGUUCCAAGUUCUCAGUUCACAUUCCUCAUUUUUCACUCGCUCUUUCUUUCCUUUGCAUAGAGCUUCGCUUCUGCAUUGCUGCAACACCACGCGCCGCGCGCUAGAUCUGCACCCAACCGUUCAAGCUAUGCACCAGUAGCCACUAACAUGUCCAAUUCCAAUCCCAACAACCGCCAGCCUCCGUCGCUGCCUUCUUCGUGGGCCAAGAAAACGGGCUUUAAGCCCAAGUUCUCCGGCGAGACUAAUGCCACCAAUUCGGGCCAAAUAACCACCCCGCCGCCCAAGCCCAGAGUACCCGAGCCCAACCUGGAUCUCGAAGCCGCUCGAGCUCCAACUCCCGCAACUGCCAAUGGCGUUGCAGUGGGUGACAACGUUCCCGUUCCGCCUCCGCCGCCGUCUGCGAUGGCGAAGAAGCGGAGAGACUCCGACGGCGUUCCGAAGAGUUCCGUUCCAAGUUCCAAUGACCAGGCGCUGCCGCGAAGAAAUGCGAGGCACGAUGAAGUGGUGGACGACGACCGGUUUGUGUCUCGGCACUCGCAUAUUAAAUAUGAACUGAGAGAUUCACCUGGUUUAGUUCCGAUUGGCGUGUAUGGUAUUCAGCACUACGUUUCGGUAAUAGGUUCAUUGGUUCUCGUUCCACUUGUCAUUGUUCCUGCCAUGGGAGGGACUCAUGAGGAAACUUCUAUGGUGGUAUCGACAGUGCUGUUCGUUUCGGGGUUGACUACACUCUUGCAUAUUGCUUUUGGGUCCAGGCUGCCCUUGAUUCAGGGCCCUUCCUUUGUCUAUCUGGCGCCAGCUCUCGCGAUAAUCAACUCCCCGGAGUUUCAAGGAGUAAAUGGAAAUAAAUUCAAGCAUAUAAUGAAGGAGCUCCAGGGGGCUACAAUCAUUGGAUCAGCUUUUCAAGCUUUAGUUGGAUAUACUGGACUUAUGUCGUUGUUAGUAAGGUUGAUCAAUCCUGUGGUUGUUUCCCCAACUAUUGCUGCAGUUGGGCUUUCAUUCUUCAGUUAUGGUUUCCCAUUAGUUGGUACAUGUAUUGAGAUUGGUGCAGUACAAAUAUUAGUGGUUAUUCUUUUUUCUCUUUAUCUUCGUAAGAUAUCUGUUCUUGGACAUCGAAUAUUUCUAAUAUACACAGUUCCUUUGGGUCUGGCAAUUACAUGGGCAUUCGCUUUCUUGCUGACUGAAGUAGGAGUUUACAACUACAAAGGGUGUGAUAUAAAUAUACCUGCCUCAAAUAUGGUUUCAGAGCACUGCAGAAAACAUUUUUCUAGAAUGAGGCAUUGUCGUGUUGAUACUUCUCAAGCAUUGAAAUCGUCUUCAUGGUUUAGAUUUCCUUACCCACUACAAUGGGGUACUCCUGUCUUCCAUUGGAAAACGGCUAUAAUCAUGUGUGUGGUUUCCUUAAUCUCAUCUGUGGAUUCGGUUGGCUCAUAUCAUGCAUCUUCAUUAUUGGUAGCAUCUAGACCACCAACUCCUGGAGUUCUUAGUCGAGGAAUUGGUUUGGAAGGUCUUUCUAGUGUCUUGGCUGGUCUCUGGGGAACCGGAACUGGAUCUUCAACUCUAACUGAAAAUGUUCAUACAAUUGCUGUAACUAAAAUGGGAAGCCGCAGGGCAGUUCAACUGGGUGCCUGCUUUCUGAUAGUGUUGUCUCUUGUGGGUAAGGUUGGAGGAUUCGUUGCUUCAAUUCCUGAAGUCAUCGUUGCUGGUCUCCUCUGCUUUAUGUGGGCAAUGCUCACAGCAUUGGGUUUGUCGAAUCUACGCUAUAGCGAGGCAGGAAGUUCUCGCAAUAUCAUCAUUGUUGGGUUAUCCUUGUUUUUCUCUCUUUCCAUACCCGCAUACUUUCAACAAUAUGGCAUCUCUCCAAAGUCUAACUUGUCUGUACCAAGUUAUUUUCAGCCCUAUGUUGUGGCUUCUCACGGGCCUUUCCACAGCAAAUAUGGAGGGUUGAACUAUGUCUUGAACACGCUUUUUUCACUGCACAUGGUGAUCGCGUUUCUUGUCGCGGUUAUCCUGGAUAAUACUGUACCCGGCAGUAAGCAGGAACGCGGGGUAUAUGUUUGGUCUGAGCCUGAGGUUGCUCGAAGGGAGCCUGCUAUUACCAAUGACUAUGAGUUGCCCUUGAGAGUUGGUCGGAUUUUCAGAUGGGUGAAGUGGGUUGGCCUGUGAAAGACAUGGGUUUCAUUGUUUGACAUAUUCACUUUAUUGAAUGGCUCUCAACUGCUAAAGGAUUUCACAAGUUGUGUUGGCCUCAAUGAUGGUAAGUAAUAGGUCAUGUUACAGAGUUAAUUUGUACACAUGGGGGAUCCUCGGGGCUCUAUUUGUGUUGUAAUUUAUUAUUAGAUUAAUCUUGUAACUAGUUUUGAUUGAUUCAAAAUUCUCAGGUGUAUUUUUUUUCUCUUGGCUAAAGGCGAGGCUUGACAAAUCAUUUUGAUUGUAUAUAUACAUUUUCUUUUGGGCAGUUUUAUCCAGCCUCAUUGUAAUUGCUAGAUGUAGCAAGUUAAAUAUAUUAUAUGUUCUCGUUGUGGUAAAAUCUGGCAUAUUUGUUCGUGUAUUCAUGGAACAUAAAAUGCAUAUGUUGUUAUUUGUUAACUUUUAGCUAGAAUCUUGAAUGUUCACUGCGUGAACAAUCUGUUAGAAU
Molecule: messenger RNA, 2684 nt
Organism: Abrus precatorius (Indian licorice)
Lineage: Eukaryota; Viridiplantae; Streptophyta; Magnoliopsida; Fabales; Fabaceae
Product: nucleobase-ascorbate transporter 12-like
Exons: 10
Coding region: 197-2212 (671 amino acids)
Biological process (GO): transmembrane transport
Cellular component (GO): plasma membrane
Molecular function (GO): transmembrane transporter activity
Source: RefSeq, a predicted model, not a curated record